AUGGCAGAAGUCGAACAAACAUCUUCAGCAGCAGCGGCAUCAGGGCCAGCACCAGUAGGAUCCGUCACCGAACCCUUCGAUCUUAUUAGACUAUCGAUCUCAGAACGUGUCUAUGUCAAGUUGCGAGGCGAUCGAGAGUUAAGAGGUACCCUCCACGCAUACGACGGACACAUGAACCUGAUUCUUGGUGAUGUUGAGGAGACCAUCUACGUUGUUGACAUUAAUGAGGAGACUGGGAAAGAGACUGUCCGAGUUGUAAAGCGACAAAGCGAGAUGCUCUUCGUUCGAGGUGACAGUGUCAUUCUUGUUUCGCCUCCAUCCAGCACCUAA
Ustilago hordei is the source of this 330-nucleotide messenger RNA. RefSeq names its product putative LSM3 - U6 snRNA-associated Sm-like protein. Gene Ontology annotation, biological process: P-body assembly; mRNA splicing, via spliceosome. Gene Ontology annotation, molecular function: RNA binding. Gene Ontology annotation, cellular component: catalytic step 2 spliceosome; U6 snRNP; P-body. The record is from RefSeq and is a predicted model, not a curated record. The coding region runs from base 1 to 330 and encodes 109 amino acids. Lineage: Eukaryota; Fungi; Basidiomycota; Ustilaginomycetes; Ustilaginales; Ustilaginaceae. The transcript is spliced from 3 exons.